This is a messenger RNA of Momordica charantia (bitter melon), 1081 nucleotides long. Its product is annotated as putative nicotianamine synthase 4. Gene Ontology annotation, molecular function: nicotianamine synthase activity. NCBI's taxonomy places the organism in Eukaryota, Viridiplantae, Streptophyta, Magnoliopsida, Cucurbitales, Cucurbitaceae. Gene Ontology annotation, biological process: nicotianamine biosynthetic process. The record is from RefSeq and is a predicted model, not a curated record.
CUCUUCUUCUUCGUCUUCUUCCUCAUUGCUUCUAAAUUUAGCUCAAAAAUGUGUUGCCAAGAAGUGCUUUUGGUCCAAAAAGUCUCAGAACUUUACCACAAAAUCUCCACUCUCCAAAGCCUCAAACCCUCCAAAGAUGUCAACUCCCUCUUCUCCCAACUCGUCCUCACCUGCGCCCCACCGCCACCAUCACCGCCACCCAUCGACGUCUCGAAGCUCGGCUCCGCCGUCCAAAAAAUGAGGUCCCACCUCAUCAAGCUCUGCGGCGAGGCCGAGGCCCUCCUUGAGCACCAUUACUCCUCCAUUUUAGCUUCCCAUGAAAACCCUCUUGAAAAUCUCUCCAUUUUCCCUUACUACUCCAACUACUUGAAACUUGCACACCUUGAAUUCUCCAUUUUGGAACGCCACGCGCAGCCGUCCAAGGUGGCUUUCGUUGGCUCUGGGGCGCUCCCGUUCACGUCGAUCAUCAUGGCCUCCAAGUACCUCCCGGCCACCGAGUUCCACAACUUCGACGUCGACCCGUCAGCCAACGCGAAGGCUGCGGCCCUGGUGGCCGGGGACCGGGACCUGGAGCGGCGGAUGGUGUUCCACACGGCGGACAUCAUGGAGGUGACCGGCGAGCUGAGGGGGUUCCAAGUGGUAUUUUUGGCGGCGUUGGUGGGGAUGGAGCGGGAGGAGAAGGUGAAGGUGAUCGAGCACUUGGGGAAAAACAUGGGCGGCGGCGCGUUGCUGAUGCUGAGGAGCGCGUAUGGAGCACGCGCCUUCCUUUAUCCAGUUGUGGAAGCUCGUGAUCUCCAAGGGUUUGAGAUUCUUACAGUGUUUCAUCCCACGGACGAGGUUAUCAAUUCUGUUGUGUUGGCUCGAUUGUAAUGUGUUUAAUUAAUUUAAUUAAACACAUUACAAAAUUAAUUAUCCAAAAUAAAGAAAUAUAUAUAUCUACUUUCAUAUGAAUAUAUGAUAUAUAUAAACUAUCUAAUUGUAAUGUUUGUGGAACAAGAAAAUAUUAUUGCAUGGUUUUUUCUUGGUUCUGCAUGUAAGUUGGAUUCAGUUUCCCAAGGAAUAAAUAUGGAAUGAAUGUGAA